Molecule: messenger RNA, 2333 nt
Organism: Populus euphratica (Euphrates poplar)
Lineage: Eukaryota; Viridiplantae; Streptophyta; Magnoliopsida; Malpighiales; Salicaceae
Exons: 2
Coding region: 21-2099 (692 amino acids)
Source: RefSeq, a predicted model, not a curated record
CAUGCGAAUGGCCGUAAUAAAUGAUUUCUCCUUUCCCGACUCCUGUUUUUUCCUUCCUUCCCUUCGAAGUUCAAAGUCUUCCUUCCUCCACCAUCUCAUUUCCCCAUUCUCACACCCGCCAAACAGCAGAACCUAAAAAACCCCUUGUUUCUCCAUUAAUGGCAGAUCCUGUCUCACAUUCCAAGCCCCCUUCCCCACUCAAGGAGCUUGACAACUCAAAACCCAUCACCAGAACCAAUAAGUCAUCAUCUUUCACUAGUCACGUACUCUGCCUUGCUGUUUGUUGUGGCUUGUUUUGUCUUAGAAAUGUUGAAGAUUUUGACUCCGAACCACCUCCCCAGUACUCUGAUGAUUCACAAUCAUCUUAUGUGUCUAGGAUUUUUCACGUUUCUCCAAUUUCUUAUGAUGGGUCUGAAAAUUUGUCUGGGUUUGAUGACAAACAUGUAUACCAAAAUUGGAAUUCACAGUAUUAUAGUGGUGAGUCUAUGGUUAAUGCCACUGAUGGCCAUGAACUGAACAAAACUGAAUCGCAGUACUGUAGGGAUGAUGAGUCUACGGUUGAUGAUACUAACGGUAAUGAACAAAACAAGGGUGGAUCUUUAAAUGCUGAAAAUGGCUUUGAAAAUUCAUUUGAGAACGGUGAUAGCGAUGUGAUUCAAGCUCGAAAUUCUCAGUAUUUUCAGAAUGAAUCGAUGGUUGUAGGGUCUCAACCGAACUAUUCACUUGAUGAAUAUGGUAAUCUAGGACAAGUAAAUGGUUACAGGCCACUAGGGUUGCCAAUUAGGAGUUUAAAUUCGAGGAUUAGGGUUCUGGAUAGCUCUCUAUUUAGUAAUGAAAACGAGUCCGGUACAAGCUUCUCGGCCUCAGGCUCCACUGAUGGUUCUGGAAGGAGUGCAAACGAGAAUCAUUUUGGUGAUAUGCCUCCUAAGAACUUGGAGGAGAGUUUUAAUGAAACUGUAGCCUUACCUUCCGAAAUACCAUGGCAUCCGAGAUCUGAGAGGAAGGAAAUUAGAGAGAAAGUAGGUUCUUUUGCUGGAGAUUCUUCACAUCUCAGGCCUCUCUCAGUCGAUGAAACACAGUUCGAGUCUCUCAAAUCGCAGUCUUUCAGGUCCACAACAUCUUUGUCAUUUCAAAGGGGUCCAGGUCCACAACAUCUUUGUCCUUCACAUUUUAGAGCUCUCUCAGUUGAUGAAACUCAAAUCGAGUCGCAAUCUUUCAGGUCCACGACAUCUUUUUCAUCCCAAGGGAGCUCAGCCUCGUAUUCACCAACCACUCUCUCACCCUCACACUCUAUUUCUUCUGAAUUGCCAAAUUCUGAAACCGAAGAAUUAGGGAAAAACAAGAGUUAUAGUGCAUCUUAUCCUCCUGCUUCUCAAUCACUAGCAACCAGGAAGGCUGAUGCUCCACUGAAUGCAUUUCAUUUGAGGAGAUACAAUGGUGGGUCUUUGUUCCAAAAGGAUUCACGGAGAAGCUUAAAGGAUGAAUUGAAAGAUUUGAAAGCGAAAAGGAAUGAGCAUACAGUGGGUAGUGGAGAGACCGGGCAGGGUUCUUUGAGAUCAGAUCAGAAACCUGCAGUACCUGUUAAAACUUCAUCACUAAAGGGAAGAUUUAUUGGGACUAUUAGAGCUAGUGGAUAUGCUGCAGAGACAAUAAAAGCUAAGGAUGUAGGUAGAAAACACAUUGAUGAGAAAGUUGGAAAAAUUUGCGAUGAAGCUCAAACAGUAAACGUGGGAAAGAAUGAAAUGAAAAGAGGACCUGAUAGUAUGUUACUUGGCUCUGAUAAAAAGAACUCGGAUACUCAUCAUCAUAUGCCAAAGCCAACCCUUUCAAAGCAUAUGAAGAAGGAAAAGGAAGUAUUUUCAGAGAGUCUUACCGUGGAGUCCACAAAAGACUCAGAAAGUGGGACUGAUAAUUCUCGAGUGAGUUCAGAUGAACAUUCUGCGCCUGCCACUAACAUUGAUGCAGGAGAUUACUCCAGCGAGGUUGAUAAGAAAGCUGGUGAAUUCAUAGCCAAGUUCAGGGAGCAGAUUAGGCUUCAGAAAGUUGCGUCUAUUCAGAGAUCAAAGGGAAAGCGCUUGAAUGGUACUUAUGUUAGGUGAAAGAUAAGCCUGUACUGCUCCUAGAUAGCUAUACUGCUCCUAGAUAGCUAGGAACAUGGAGACGAAGUUGAUUAUUAUUCUUCUUUUUUUUUACUUGUUCAAUCUUCAGUCAUCUAUUUUAGAUUGUAUCUAAACCUGCUAUUGUAGAUACUACAUCCAGUUCUCGUGGAAGUGUGAAGUAUGAGUAUCCACCAACUUCGUCGCAUAAUUAAAGAUUUUUUAUCUUUCAUAGAA